AGGAGAUACAGCAACAGCUGUGUGUCUGCCUGUAGGAGCAGCAGCAGCUGUGUGUCUGCGUGUAGGAGAUACAGCUGCAGGAGCUAUGUGUGUGCCUGUAGGAGAUGCAGCAACAGCUGUGUGUCUGCGUGUAGGAGAUGCAGCAGCAGUAGUAGCGUGAGGCCGGAGAACUCAUGGAGAUGUGCAGAGAAGAUGAAUAGGGGUGGGGCUAGGGACUUGCUCUGUAGAUGUCGACGAGAUCAAAAUGCUGGAUGCUGCCAUGCAGCGUGGCUGCGCCGACGCUUGCGAUAGAUGCUGAGUGGUAUGGUACAGCCGUGCCCCUAUAGAUCUGCAUGGUACAGCCGUGCCCCUAUAGAUCUGCAUGGUACAGCCGUGCCCCUAUAGAUCUGCAUGGUAUAGCCGUGCCCCUAUAGAUCUGCAUGGUAUAGCCGUGCCCCUAUAGAUCUGCAUGGUAUAGCCGUGCCCCUUGAGAUGCUCCUAGAGAUGUUGAUGUGUCAUAUGGUAAAAACUCGUACUGCAGCAGGCGCGUGCUGGAUGGUAUAGCUACACUGCUAGCGACGACGCUACAGACGUGGCCAUGCCGUAUGGCAUAGCUGCACUGCUAUAGAUGUGGAUGUCCUGUCGUUCUAUAGCUGUGCCGUUACAGAUUAUGCUAGAGAUGUGGAUGUGCCGUAUGGUAUAGCCGUUCCGUGAUAGAUGUGGCUAUGCCGUAUAGAUGUACCUGCUGUAGGUGUGUGCUGUAUAGGAUAGCUGCACUCUAGAUGUGGGUCCCGGCCGUCUGUAGAGCGUCGCUAUAGGCUCCGGCGUACUCUCAACCGGUGUGUUCAUAAUGAGGGCGAAUUCUCAUCCCGAAUGCAGCGCUUACACGACGUGUAACUUCAUGGUCAACAUGUACUUAUCAACAGAGCCCAAGUACGAGGGGGGGCACCAGGUCCGGGACGGCUCUGGGUGGGGGGUGGGGGCCACGCACCCCCACCACAAAGGCAGCGGGCAGAUCCAGCUGUGGCAGUUCCUGCUGGAGCUGCUGUCGGACGCGUCGAACGCGCACUGCAUCGCGUGGGAGGGCGCGCGUGGCGAGUUCAAACUCACGGACCCCGACGAGGUGGCGCGCCGCUGGGGAGCGCGCAAGGCGAAGCCCAACAUGAACUACGACAAGCUGAGCCGCGCGCUGCGCUACUACUACGACAAGAACAUCAUGAGCAAGGUUCACGGCAAGCGCUACGCCUACCGCUUCGACUUCCAGGGCUUGGCUCAGGCGUGCCAGGCUCCAGUUCCGGAUCCCACCGCCUACAAACUCCAGUCCGCGCUCACCCCGCUCCACUUCGCCUCCAGCUUCCACAAGCUCAACCUGGUCAGUGGGGCCGCCCCGGUCUCUCCUCCCGCCCAGUUCACCUACCCGUGGGUCCACCAUCACCACCACCACCAUCACCACCACCAGCAGCACCUGCAGCAGCAGCAGCAGCAGCACCAGCAGCACCAGCAGGCAAUCGUCUCUUCAGGUUCCGGCUCAUCAGCUCUCGGUGUCCCGGGCUGCCACAUCGGGUCCCCGAACUCCUCAUCCUCCUCAUCAUCAUCAUCAUCAUCGCCGUCCUCCUCUGCUACCGCGGUCGCUGCGGCCGCGGCCGCCGCCGCUGCGGCCGCGGCCGCGGCCGCCUCCUCGCACCUGGCUCUGCAACCAUCGCACCUGUUCGGGGGCCUGGCGUGCGCGUCGCACCUGGGCGCGACGUCGUCGCACCUGGGCGCGUCUCACCUGGGCGCGUCUCACCUGGGCACGUCUCACCUGGGCGCGGUCUCGUCCCACCUGGGCGCGUCGUCGUCCCACCUGGGCGCCUCUCACCUGGGCGCCUCCCACCUGGGCGCCUCUCACCUGGGCGCCUCUCACCUGGGCGCCUCCCACCUGGGCGCCUCGCCGUCUCACCUGGGCCCUCACCACCACCACCACCACUUCACAGGGCUCUUCCAGGACGCGCCCUGA
This is a messenger RNA of Petromyzon marinus (sea lamprey), 1975 nucleotides long. RefSeq lists its product as uncharacterized. Gene Ontology annotation, molecular function: DNA-binding transcription factor activity, RNA polymerase II-specific; sequence-specific DNA binding. The record is from RefSeq and is a predicted model, not a curated record. NCBI's taxonomy places the organism in Eukaryota, Metazoa, Chordata, Hyperoartia, Petromyzontiformes, Petromyzontidae. Gene Ontology annotation, biological process: cell differentiation; regulation of transcription by RNA polymerase II. Gene Ontology annotation, cellular component: nucleus.